Polyodon spathula (Mississippi paddlefish) is the source of this 2241-nucleotide messenger RNA. Its product is annotated as CUB and sushi domain-containing protein 1. NCBI's taxonomy places the organism in Eukaryota, Metazoa, Chordata, Actinopteri, Acipenseriformes, Polyodontidae. The coding region runs from base 444 to 1082 and encodes 212 amino acids. The transcript is spliced from 5 exons. The record is from RefSeq and is a predicted model, not a curated record.
CGCACUGUAUUAAUUAAUAAUGAAAUAAACCCUCCUGACUUGCCCCCCUGCUGCCUGUUAGCACUCUGUCCUCUUGCAGCCCGGGCGCCCCUCCCCAGGGCUAGGCAGAUCUUUAUCUGUCUUUAACAGAUUAGCAGAUUCAGAGACUGGAAAAGCAGCUAGAGCAGAGAGCCCGCUGGUGUGCUGUGUUAAAAGAGAGCUGAGACACAGAACUGGAAGAGGAGCGAAUGAAAAAGAAGAGUGAAAGAAACAGAUGAGAAAGAUCUACGGGAUAAUUACAAAGAAAGACAAACAGGGUGGAUUUACAAAGGGAGGGAGCUGUCACUGUCCUGGCUCAUGGACUGUGGGCUGUGAGGAGCUCUGGGGAUGUACGCUGUUGUUCUCUGAAGCAGCUGAAGCCCCUCUGCACCCCCUCAGAGAGGAAGACAGAGCCUGCCGACACCAUGAGGCUGCUGCUGCUGAGCUGUCUGCUGCUGACUGGAUCCCUGAAGGCCCUCGCACAGGAGCAGCUGGAGGGAAGCCAAGAUGCUGCUCUGGACACGUACUGGUCCGGGACGGCCCCCCUGUGUGUGGGCAGGUGCCGGGGAAAACACAAGGAGCUGAAACAGGACGACUGUGGGGAUGGGAGCUGCUGCUGGCUGGGGUACAAGUCCCUCUGCAGAGUGAACUGUGGGAAGCCGGACUCUGAUUUCAACUCUCUUGUUUUUGGGAAUGACUGGUGGGUGGGCUCGGUGGUGAGGUACACCUGCCGGCCUGGCUUCCUGCUGAUCGGGGACCCCACCCGGGCCUGCCAGUCCGAUGGCAAGUGGACACCCAAACCCAGCUGCGUCCGGAUCUGCCUCCGCGGCCGGCUGGAGAUCAACGAGAAGGACAUCGACGGCAGCUGCUCCUCCACCUGCUCCUCCAAGGCCCACUUCAGAUCCCUGAACCACGACUGCAUCAAGAUCGACAACUGCCUCACCAAGCAGUCUGGCUGGAAGCGCUGGUUCGUGCGCUGUGACUUCUGCGAGUGUGACUGCUUCAUCCCCUGCAGUGAGUCUGAGCAGCACCGCACACCCAGCUCCUGGGCUCAGUACAGCUAGGGAGGGAGCACUGCUUCACCCCCUGCAGUGAGUCUGAGCAGCACCGCACACCCAGCUCCUGGGCUCAGUACAGCUAGGGAGGGAGCACUGCUUCACCCCCUGCAGUGAGUCUGAGCAGCACCGCACACCCAGCUCCUGGGCUCAGUACAGCUAGGGAGGGAGCACUGCUUCACCCCCUGCAGUGAGUCUGAGCAGCACCGCACACCCAGCUCCUGGGCUCAGUACAGCUAGGGAGGGAGCACUGCUUCACCCCCUGCAGUGAGUCUGAGCAGCACCGCACACCCAGCUCCUGGGCUCAGUACAGCUAGGGAGGGAGCACUGCUUCACCCCCUGCAGUGAGUCUGAGCAGCACCGCACACCCAGCUCCUGGGCUCAGUACAGCUAGGGAGGGAGCACUGCUUCACCCCCUGCAGUGAGUCUGAGCAGCACCGCACACCCAGCUCCUGGGCUCAGUACAGCUAGGGAGGGAGCACUGCUUCACCCCCUGCAGUGAGUCUGAGCAGCACCGCACACCCAGCUCCUGGGCUCAGUACAGCUAGGGAGGGAGCACUGCUUCACCCCCUGCAGUGAGUCUGAGCAGCACCGCACACCCAGCUCCUGGGCUCAGUACAGCUAGGGAGGGAGCACUGCUUCACCCCCUGCAGUGAGUCUGAGCAGCACCGCACACCCAGCUCCUGGGCUCAGUACAGCUAGGGAGGGAGCACUGCUUCACCCCUGCAGUGAGUCUGAGCAGCACCGCACACCCAGCUCCUGGGCUCAGUACAGCUAGGGAGGGAGCACUGCUUCACCCCCUGCAGUGAGUCUGAGCAGCACCGCACACCCAGCUCCUGGGCUCAGUACAGCUAGGGAGGGAGCACUGCUUCACCCCCUGCAGUGAGUCUGAGCAGCACCGCACACCCAGCUCCUGGGCUCAGUACAGCUAGGGAGGGAGCACUGCUUCACCCCCUGCAGUGAGUCUGAGCAGCACCGCACACCCAGCUCCUGGGCUCAGUACAGCUAGGGAGGGAGCACUGCUUCACCCCCUGCAGUGAGUCUGAGCAGCACCGCACACCCAGCUCCUGGGCUCAGUACAGCUAGGGAGGGAGCACUGCUUCACCCCCUGCAGUGAGUCUGAGCAGCACCGCACACCCAGCUCCUGGGCUCAGUACAGCUAGGGAGG